Caenorhabditis remanei is the source of this 1353-nucleotide messenger RNA. RefSeq lists its product as uncharacterized. Gene Ontology annotation, biological process: monoatomic ion transmembrane transport; chemical synaptic transmission; nervous system process. The coding region runs from base 1 to 1353 and encodes 450 amino acids. The record is from RefSeq and is a predicted model, not a curated record. The transcript has 10 exons. Gene Ontology annotation, molecular function: neurotransmitter receptor activity; extracellular ligand-gated monoatomic ion channel activity; transmembrane signaling receptor activity. Gene Ontology annotation, cellular component: synapse; membrane; neuron projection. NCBI's taxonomy places the organism in Eukaryota, Metazoa, Nematoda, Chromadorea, Rhabditida, Rhabditidae.
AUGACCAAAAUUUGGAAUUUCAUCUUACCAAUUGUGGUUUUUGUGGUUUUUGCUCAAGGCCAAGAGCAAAACCAAGUGGGAGCUGCUGCCAAUGGCCCACACAUCGUCAACUCGCCAAACGCACUAUUCCAGGCGCGAGCCACUGGAUCUGUACAACUGGAUCCUUGCCAAUACAUGCUGCAGUUAUUGAAUCAAACUAAUAAGGAUUUGAUGCAACAUGAGGAGAACACACUGGAACAAUGUUUGUAUUACUUUUUGGCUGGGGAGAGUGCAAAGAAAUUGGCAAAACUAAACAUCCCACAUCCAAUCGCUUCCAUCCCACCAAACUACAUUAGUCAGCAACCAAACGAGCACUUAAAAGACAUCUCCAUUCACGGCUAUUUGGAGCUCAACUGGCGCGAUGACCGCCUCGUGUGGAGCCAAGAUACUUGGAAGAAAAACAAAUUGGUCGUUCACAGUUUCCAUCACGUCUGGGUGCCUCUUCUCGGUUCGCAGAACCCGGAGAAUCAUUUGAAGAACGGAGAUGCGUUUGAAAUCCGCAAAGUGGAAACCACAUUCCAGGGAAAUGUGACGGCUAAAGUUGCCUUCUCGCUGAGAACAUUCUGUGAUGACACCGACUUUGAAAACUACCCAAAUGAUGUCUACAAGUGUUGCUUCUCAUUUGAACCACAGCAGGAUAGAGAAGUCAUCCAAUUCACUUCAUCUGGCCUCCCAAUCUUCACCGACCCAAAAAAUUUCCGUGAUUACGGAUGGGGAGUGUCUGGAACCGUCCCAGAGUCAUUCGAUGAUCCAUCUGAAAUUGCUCAGCUUGGAUUCUGUCUUAACUUGAAGAGAGCACAUAGCUCAUUGAAGGUUGAGCUAGCCAUCCCACUUUUCAUUACCACUGUUCUUUUCCUUCUUCCACCACUUUUCGGAAGUGUUAAGAUUCAGAUUUAUUUGAAAAUGUUUGUUAUGGGACUCCAGUUCAUGACCCUUCUUAUCUUCUCCACCAGAAUCGCUCCAUUCCUGUCGAGCACUGCAAGCACACCAAAACCAAUGCGAUUCCUCGAGAUUGCUCUUGUCUUCAAUCUGAUCUCCAUCACCACUUCAAUUAUUUUGUUCUGUUGUAUGCAAGUGAAGCGUACACUCCCACCAUGGGGAAGAGUGACCCAAUUUGCUAACUUUAUCAACGGAUUCCUUGGAGUUCUCAACAUCUCCGGUGUCGAGGAGUACAACCUUGAAAAAUAUGACGAGCAGGUCACCCAAACUUCCUACCAAAAAGAUUGGAAUAAUGUGUUCCGUGCAGCUCACGCAGUGCUUAUGGCAACUAUCUCCGCCAUUGUGAUCUUUGUAUAUAUCGUGUAUUGUCUCUAA